AUGCAAAUCAUGGAAGGAGCAAACGCAAAGAACAUCCCGAUAUACAUAACACCCAUUGACUUCAGGAUAGCCUUUGAUUCAAUUAACCGCGGAAUGAAAAAAGAAGGCGACGCCAGAAGGGCACAAAAGCAGUUAUCCGCCAUCAAAGAAAGUGACUAUGCGGCAAGUUCAAAACUCGACUGUGUGUCACGUCUGUCAGUGUUGCUUUAUGGUUGCGAAUCGUGGACCCAAACUGAAGCCAUGGAACAUAAACUCGACAUAUUUGCAAGAAAACGUUAUGGAAUCAUACUACAUAUCAACCAAGCCGAAGCUCACAUUAUAAACAAAGAGCUAUACAAUACAACUGAUAAAGUACCAACCAGCAGCCAAACUCCUGCUUCAGUUCUCAACGCGAACUGUCCCUGGCUUUUAAAACCUUGUCUAAAACAAGCUGCAUUACAUCUGCAUAAUCUUAUGCUGCGCCAGUCACACCAGCACAGUCCGAGGGUCUUUAAAUUUUUUAAAUAG
This is a messenger RNA of Helobdella robusta, 507 nucleotides long. RefSeq lists its product as hypothetical. The record is from RefSeq and is a predicted model, not a curated record. The transcript is spliced from 5 exons. Lineage: Eukaryota; Metazoa; Annelida; Clitellata; Rhynchobdellida; Glossiphoniidae. Bases 1 to 507 code for a protein of 168 amino acids.